AUGGCGCUCCUCUCUUGCCGCAUCUCCGUCAUCGCCGGGAAGCCGAGCCCAGGGUUCCGGCUGCGGUCGCCGGCGAGGAGCGGCGAAUCGUCGGUCGGAUUCUCCUCCGAAAGCGGCCGCCGGAACCCUAGACUCUCCUCGUUUCCGGCUCCUUCCGCGGCGCAAUGGGACGAACGGCGCGGCGAGACCCCCGGCGAGGGGCGAGGGAAGAAGCAGAAGCCCCCGAAGAGGAAGCCGGAGGAGGACAAGCGGAAGGGGCUUGGGGAUCUGGUGGCCGGCGUCGGUGGCUUGGUGGAGGUCCCUGAAAAUUUGGAUGAUGUGAUAGAGAAGGUGGAAGUAUCGACCUCUGAGAUUAUUGACGAGUUGAGAGAACUGGCGGAAGAAGCGGUCACAGAGGCCUCAGGGAUUCCGGAUGAGUGGGGGGAGAGGGCAGAACCUGAGGCCGAGCCGCCGGCGGAGCCGGAUCUCCCUAGGGACGAUGACGAAUGGGGGAGAGAUCCGGGGAACGGUGCCUCUCCGGCUCUCCCGGAUGAGGAUGUACUCGGGGAUCUGAAGCGGUGCCUUGUGGACUCAUUGUAUGGGACGGAGUAUGGAUUGAAGGCCUCGUCCGAGGUCAGGGGGGAGGUGUUGGACCUGGUUAACCAACUGGAGAUAAAGAACCCAACUCCUGCACCUAUGGAAGCACUGAAGCUUCUGGAUGGGAACUGGAUCCUACUGUGAGUCGAUGCCUCCUUUUUUUCGGGUCAUUUUUCUGAGAUUAUUUGCGUGCCUGAUAUAUUAGCACUGACGUUCUAUGCAUGCUAGGUAAUCCUCAUUUCGUUGAACAACUAUGAAAUACAUCGAACCAGUGUCCAGUAGCAAUCAACUAGAGAGUUCGAACUUUUGUAUUUGAAAAUUCUCAUCUCAAUUGUCGAUCUCAUCUCUCCCUUCUCAGCAUUUCCUGUCAUUGUUUCAUAUGUUUGAACUCAAAAUAUCGAUAUGCAUUUUGUUCAUUUCUUACAUUGAUGCUCAUGCGAUCGAGGCUUCGCUUUUAUCUCUCCCGUCUGAAAUCAUCUAAUUCUGAUAACCAUGCUCGCUGUUGCUGUUAAUUUUUUCUUCAUUGGAAAACAUGGCCCACAAAAAGGACAAUCGCACAAGAAAUCAACUCAUGUAAAUUAAUUAUACGAGAAUUAAAAUCCUCUGCUGUGUCCCUCCAUCUUGGUUGUCUGCCUGGGCCCUUGCCUUGCUUUAGGCCUCUCUUCGGCUUACCCAUCUCCUGAGAGGGAUUACCAAAUUGUAAAAUUGGGGAAAUAGGAAAGCUAGGCAGAAAGUGAUAAACAUGCCUAAUUGAAACCAUUGGAUAAGAAAUUCCGAUAGAAUAAAAAGAAGUACAAGUAUGAAACCAUACCAAAAGUAUAUUGAUGUAUAUUGACGUAUAACUCUAUAACUGAGAAGGAAGUUGUUCUUAGGCUCUAGGAUGAAAUAAUCUCUCUUUUUCCGUCUCUGUUUAACGUAAUCUCUCUCAUGAUGCAUGAGUUCAUCUCCUGUACGAUAACCUUUCAUUUUUAGGUUUCUUUUUCUUUGAUACUCGUUCUUUUUUGUAUGCCCUGAUGGUUGGCUGGCUGCAGCUUGGAACGAGGCCGGCGUGUUUUUAGUUGGGUAGAUAAAUAUGUUCAUGGAUUUGUUUUUGGUUUCACUCAGGUACACGGCAUUCUCUGAGCUGCUACCUCUUAUUGCCAUUGGGUCGGUACCCCUGUUAAAAGUCAAAAGGAUUUCCCAAGAAAUCGACACUCAAAGUUUGACCAUAAAAAAUUCUACGACGAUUUCCAGCCCUUUUGCGAGUUUCUCGUUCAGCGCAUCUGCCUCCUUUGAAGUCCAAACCCCAUCAAGAAUACAGGUAUGGCACUCUCGAGCAUCAGCAUGGUAUCGGUGGUCUGAUAGGUAGCAACAUUAGUUGAUCACCCAUGAAAAUCAAAACGUGAUAAUGUUUCUAUCGUGAUGGUGUGUGAUCAUUUCUUCUGCGUGGCAAGAAAAUUAUUCGCUCGGUCAACGAUGAAUCCACUUUUUUUUUUUCAAAUGAUCUUGGUGAAAAUCUUGGUCAACUGCAAUCCAGUGCGUUUCCAUCUCUGUCAGUAAUUGUUUGACGAGUAUUGAAACGGGGAAAAAAAAAGGUGAAAGCCCUCUUGAUUCCAUCUCUGCUGUAAAUAUCAUGCCCCAUUUCCAUCAACUUGUUCUUGAGUUAUAACGGUUGAUUCAUCAAUUAUUCGUGAAUUCAUCCGUAAAAUAUAUGAUAUUAUGUAAUAUUUCUGUAUUCAAAUGAUACGGAUAAUGAAUAUCACACCUAUGUUUCAUCAAUUUGUUCUUGAAUUAUAGCAAUUAGUUCAUCAACUACUUGUAAAAUAGUUUGGUGCUAAAGAUCAUGUCAUUUGUCCUCGAAUCAUCGUGCCCAAUUUUCCUUCAUCUGUCCUCGAAUCAUCGUAGCCUUUUUUUUUUUUUCAUCGACUUGUUCUUGAAUUAUAGCAAUUAAUUCAUCAAAUAUUCCUGGAUACGCGUGCAUCAUGAAUGAUAUGGUGAUUCAUUUAAAGAUGUGAUCAAUGAAAUAUAUAUAUCAUGCUUCGUUUUCAUUAGAUUCGUCUUGAAUGAUGACAGUGAUUUCUACACCACCAUCUGCUGAUCUUUUCUGUCGCAUAAUGUGGCGUUAUUCAUCUGGGCAUCAAUUGGUUUUAUGCGCAGGUCCAGUUCAGGGAAGGCUCGUUUGACCCGCCAGAGAUAUCGCAGACCGUUGACCUGCCAGAGAGCACCGAGGUCUUCGGCCGGAGCGUCGACCUGCUGCCUCUCCGGCAGACUCUCGGCCCUCUGCAGGAGGCGGCGGCAGCCGUCGCCCGCGCCGUCUCCGGUCAGCCCCCUUUUAAGGUCCCCAUCCCCGGCGAGAGGACCCAGUCAUGGCUGCUCACCACCUUCCUUGACGAGGACCUCCGCAUUUCCAGGGGCGACGGCGGCCUCUUCGUGCUGGUCCGUGAGGGCAGCCCCCUGCUGGACCUUCUCUGA
Spirodela intermedia is the source of this 3027-nucleotide messenger RNA. NCBI's taxonomy places the organism in Eukaryota, Viridiplantae, Streptophyta, Magnoliopsida, Alismatales, Araceae. The record is from the annotation of a GenBank genome assembly.